AUGGCUACUUCUACUCUUUUCAGACCAGCUGCCCGUGCUGGAGCUGCAGCAUUCCGCUCGGCCGGUCCCCGGGGCCUUGCAGGUGUUGCUUCUGCUCGAUUCAUCACCAAGGUUACUUUGCCGGACCUGCCAUAUGACUAUGGCGCGCUUGAGCCAGCCAUUUCCGGCAAGAUCAUGGAGCUUCAUCAUUCCAAGCAUCAUCAAACCUACGUCAACUCCUACAACGACGCAGUUGAGAAGCUCGCCAGUGCCCAGGGCAAAGCCGAUAUCCAGACCCAGGUCUCCUUGCAGGCAUUGACCAACUUCCACGGAGGUGGUCACAUCAACCACUCUCUGUUCUGGGAGAACUUGGCCCCCAAGAACUCUGGUGGUGGUGAGCCUCCAUCUGGUGCUCUUGCAAAGGCUAUUGAUGAAUCUUUCGGUGGUCUCGAGCCGUUCCAGAAGACCUUCAACACUGCUUUGGCUGGUAUCCAGGGAAGCGGUUGGGGAUGGCUGGUGAAGGAUAAGCAGACUGGCAAGAUCCAGAUCAAAACUUAUGCUUAUGAAAACCGCAAGGCUGAGUAUUUCGGCGCCAUAUGGGAUGUUAUUAACUGGAAGACUGUUGAGAAGAGAUAUGCCUAA
This is a messenger RNA of Trichophyton benhamiae CBS 112371, 621 nucleotides long. Its product is annotated as Mn superoxide dismutase MnSOD. Gene Ontology annotation, molecular function: metal ion binding; superoxide dismutase activity. Lineage: Eukaryota; Fungi; Ascomycota; Eurotiomycetes; Onygenales; Arthrodermataceae. Bases 1 to 621 code for a protein of 206 amino acids. Gene Ontology annotation, biological process: superoxide metabolic process. Gene Ontology annotation, cellular component: mitochondrion. The record is from RefSeq and is a predicted model, not a curated record. The transcript is spliced from 3 exons.